AUGGAGUUUCAAGAAGCUGUGACGAGGUUGAUGAUCCAAAAGACAAUAGAAAAAGGGGUUAUUGAGAGACAUCAUACACAAGCAGAAAAGCAGAAAUGGAAAAUCUCCUUUCACAGAUCAUCAUCAUCAUCAAAGCAAAAGAUAAAGCAAUCAGAAACUCCGAUAGAGUUUUUAUGUCCAAUUUCCGGGACUCUCAUGAACGACCCGGUUAUUGUCUCCUCUGGGCAUACAUUUGAGCGUGCUUGUGUUCAAGCCUGCAAUACUCUUGGUUUCACUCCCACUCUAAUAGAUGGCACCACUCCUGAUUUCUCCACUGUGAUUCCAAAUCUAGCUCUCAAAUCUACCAUUCUCAAAUGGUGCAAAAACUACCCUAUAGGCCACCCUCAUAAUAAAGCCACCCUCGAUUUCUUCUCUGCAGAAAAGCUCGUCCGCGCAAAAAUAUUGGAAACCCAACAGCAAAAAUCGAACCCUCCAAAGAGAAACGAAGAUCAAGACAUUGGUACUGGGAUUCACGCGGUUACUGAUUUGAUAACUCAGACCUCAGGUACUCAUGACUCUAGGAGCUCAUACGAUUCUCCACUUUCAACCUCUCCCCUCCAACUCAAGGCCCAACCAAGUUGCUACUCUUCUCCUUCUUCCUCCUCGACCGACAUAGAGAUCCUUAAUCCUAACCCCGAAGAAGAAGAGUUUGUGAGAAAACUCAAAAGCCCACUAGUGUUUGAGAUCGAAGAAGGUCUCAUUUCAUUAAGAAAGACCACAAGAGCUAAAGAGGAUGAUACUAGACUGCAGCUUUGUACCUCUCGGCUACUUUCAGCACUGCAGCCUUUGAUCAAUUCAAGGUACACUAACAUUCAAGUCAACUCAAUUGCUUGUUUAGUUAAUUUGUCUUUAGAGAAAAUGAACAAAGUAAAGAUAGUUCGGUCAGGGAUUCUUCCCUUAUUGAUUGAUGUGUUAAAAGGAGGUUUCCCUGAGGCAAAAGAGCAUGCUUGUGGUGCAUUAUUUAGUUUGUCACUUGAUGACUGUAACAAGACCGCAAUUGGUGUUUUGGGCGCUUUGCCUCCACUUUUGCAUUUGCUCCGAUCCGGAGAUAGUGACCGGACACGGCAUGACUCGGCCUUAGCUUUAUAUCAUCUCUCACUCGUCCAAAGCAAUAUAGCUAAGUUAGUUAAACUUGGGUCGGUGCCAAUUCUCUUGGGGAUGGUCAAAUCAGGUGAUAUGGAGAGUCGGGUUCUGUUAAUAUUGCGUAACUUGGCUUUGACUCCGGAUGGCCGGGCUGCAAUGUUUGAUUCGGGCGGGGUGAACGCUUUGGUGGAUUUAUUGAGGGGAAGUGAGUUGAAAUCCGAGUCAACUCAGGAUGCUUGUGUGUCUGUUUUGUAUGGACUGAGUCACGGGGGUCUGAGGUUUAAAGGGUUGGCAAAGGCAGCAGGUGCCAUGGAGGUGCUGGUGCAAGUGGAGAAGACAGGAAUCGAGCGGACUAAGGAGAAGAUAAGGAGGAUAUUCGAGAUGAUGGAGACGAGAACGGAGGAAGAGGAAGUGCUUUGGGAGGACUUGCUCGAGGACUCCGACUCAGUGUAG
Molecule: messenger RNA, 1575 nt
Organism: Dovyalis caffra
Lineage: Eukaryota; Viridiplantae; Streptophyta; Magnoliopsida; Malpighiales; Salicaceae
Source: the annotation of a GenBank genome assembly